AAACAUGUAAACAGAUAUCGUGGAAGACACUGCAUCACUGCAUGAUCGCACGUGUAUUUAUUUAGUUUACCUGUGUUUCACGCCGGCAUCUUUCCCGGUGUACCUUUGAUACCGUUAUUCUGGUGCAGUGGGGCCUUAUAAAUUGUGCAGGCAGCACAAACCACUGCUCAUUGAUGGAGUUAUUCAAACCAAUCUGCAUUAAUAUGAUUCAUGAACAGUCGGUUUCGCAUGUAAGCGCUAUUCGAAAAGUAGUAAACGCUACGCCGGCUGAAACGAUUCAGGAUUUGCAAGAGUACAUAAUUGUGCCAUUGUGCCUGGUUUUCAAAAAAGGAGAAAGAUCUGAGGCGCUCCUAAUUGAAACCCUUGAAUGCCUGAGUGAUGUCUUCAAAAAAUCUGAAAUCAGGAGCUGGAAUGUUUUUUCCGACCUCUUUCUUCGGAUGCUUGCCACAGUUAGCACAGUCACAGACAAAUUAGAAGUGGCAUCCAUAAGUGAAGAGGUCAAGCUGUCGUUCAUCAGUAGUCUGAACACCCUCAUGAAAAGUGCAUCGAAGAGCAUCAGGAAACAAAUGCUGAGCACAGAUUUCCGAUUAUGCUUGAGCCAUGCUGUCACUGUCUUGUUAGCACUCGCACAAGAAAGGAGUCGGGUACUACAGAUUACGGCUAUGCAGUGUUUGCUCACAAUGGUCUACAACGAAGACCGAGAUGACCCACAAAAAGAAGAUCUGGAUUUUCAUGUAGGAAAUGCCAUUGCAGGAUUUUUUCCUGGAAUUUCAAUUGCACUUACGCGAGUCAUUCUCGGCAGCAUUAAUCGUAGUCAGGAAGUCCUUUCUACUGCUUUGAACUUGUGGACGCACGUUAUCAUAGCGGUGUUAAGUGAUGCGAGUCUGGAAUGCUGCAAAAAGUUGACGGGAACAGAAAUACCAGAUGCACAUUCCAAGGUUCCUCAAAUCCAUAGGAAUUACGAGUGGGCUAGUUCUACAGGAGAAAAGCUUCUUAUCCUCAUAAGACGAGUGCAGUCUUCACUGGUAGACACCCAGCCGUUGGUGAAAGUAAAGUCUGUUGAAUGGGCACAAGAGAUCCUUCUGAACUGCGGCAAAUCUCUUCAUCUCCUCAUUCCACCACUCCUUGAUGUGAUCCUAGUGUCCAGUGCGGAUGACGAUGAAUUAGUCGCUACAGCAGGACGCUCUGCUUUGACCAAGAUCUCGCCACAUUUUUCUCGAGAUAGCUGUUCUCUGGCAGAGACUUUAGAAGGAGAAUUUUGUAAAUUGCUUGUCAGAUUUCCAUCUGCUGUGAAUGCCGGAACUGACAGUGAAUUGCGUGCUCUCGUGAAACUGGUAUCGGGAUACCUUAUGAUGCUGCGUGGAAACAUCAACAGGAUACUGAUGUCGCCAUUGGCCUGUCAAAGGCUCAUGAAUGCACUGUUUCACCUUACCGAGUUCGAAACUGCAGCUAUCACCAUACUUGCCCAAGGAACCGUGUGUGCAGACACAAUCACAAGCACAGAAGCAUUGCCACAAGGUUACUACAGACAGUUCAAGCAUUUUACAGACCCCACUAUUUUCGAAGAGUUGAAGAAAGUAUGUCGAUACCUAGGACAGUAUGGUAACACUCUGUUGCUACUGGACCUACUGCACCAAAAGAUGCAGGAAUCUGGAGUUCACAGGAAGCAAGCUAUUUUACUUCUGAAUCUGAUCCUGUUGGCCUCCACAAAUGCAGAAAAGAAUUACGAAGAAUCAUCAAGUAGCAGCAAGACAGAUAUUCAUAAUCACAUCAGGUCUCUCCUGGAUUGUUACCUUUCACAAGAAUUUUGGGAGGUUCCCCUGGAGGUUUCGAUGGGUCACCAUGAUUGUGAUGGCACAGACGAUAAUGCACAUUUGCUGCACAUCUCAUCUGAGCAGUUUUCCAUUGAAUGCAUAAACUCAAACAUUUUACAGAUCUGCUUGCUUCUUGAAGGGGUAUCAGUGUUCGCUUCAGUUUUAAAGCAGAUGUUUCGACCACUGCUCCAGGUAACGCUCUGCCCUCUGCUGGAAAGAGCAGACAGUCAUAUUCACCUUGUGUCGCACACGGCAUGCAUGGCACUUCUCCGGGUGUCAGCCUCGUGCGACUAUCUGUCUAUCCCAGGCAUGAUUCAAGACAACGUUGAUUACAUAACAAACGCACUAGUCUUCAAACUCAGGCACUUCAAAUCAAAUCCCAAUGUCUCUCACGUUGUGCAAGCCCUCGUGAAACAUGCAUCAAAGGAUGCAAUGGGGUUGAUAGCAGAUGUUGCUAAUGAGGUGCUCAAUGCCCUUGACUUCUGCUAUGGCAAACAUGCUCUCAUAUUGCUCAGAGUAUUAGGCAGUACAGUGUUUGCAAUAUCAAGCUGGUUUCCAGCUACUACAAAGCAGGCAGCAACAACAGAAGAAAAGAAAGUGGUGUCAUUUACUCAAUUUGUUGAGGAGUUUCAUCGGCACAAGGUAGCAUCUCGAAGCAUUGAUGACUGCCAUGAAGAGGAAAACAUUAAUUUAAAUUUGGAUGAGCCACGGGACGUCGAGCAAGCUGGUUGCGCGGAGGAAGAACAAAAGCCCGAGCUGCCGUGUCAUGUGAAACUAUUGAUUCAGAUCAUGAAGAGGUGUAUUCAUCUACAGUCGAGUGCGGACCUCUGGCUACAUACAACUGUUUAUGAAAUUAUAAAAUGUGGCAUUCCACUCCUUUCAGAUUACGAAGACGAAUUGUUGCCCAUCGUUCAUCAGCUGUGGAGUCCUCUGAUCCACAGGUUCUCCGAGGAUAACCUGCAUUUAUCAUUUAAGGCUUUUGAAGCACUUCUGUCCCUUGUUGAAGCCAGUGGAAGUUUCAUCAAACAAAGGACAUUCAGGGACGUGUGGCCUAGGCUGGCACGAUACCUAAGAAAGCAGCAUGGCGUCAGUAAUGGUAAGGGGAAACAGUAUACCAUUACUGUUGCAUAUAAGUACCAGCUGAUACUGCUUCAACAGUUGGGACAUCUUUUCUAUAAACUUCAAAUAUCCGAAGUGGAUGUGGUAGAUGUAGCCACUGUUGUUGUUUGCUACAUGGAGUCCUCUCAGCCAGAAGAACUGCAGAAGGCAUCUCUGAAUUGCAUGAUACAGCUUUCACACUGCAGCCCAGAAGGUGUGUGGUACAUCCUAAUGAGGUCCUUCUAUCAGUGCUCAUCAGCCUGGUCGCCUGCGCCAUCUCUCGUGAAAGUGUCGUUCCUACCAACGCUCGAGUGCUCAAAUACGAAUGCACGCUCACUCCUGAACCAUAUACAACAGCUAAAUUUGAAAAAUUCCAAGCAUAAAGCUGUGUACUGCGGCUGAAACAGGAAAGGUUUCGCAGUGGACAGACUCGUGUUGCACGAAAGCUCAGGAGAAAAAUGUAGUGACGUGACUGUGUUAAUAAAUGGAAAUCAAACUGCAAAAGUAAA
Messenger RNA from Ornithodoros turicata, 3421 nucleotides. It is a transcript of the gene Tti1, whose product is annotated as TELO2-interacting protein 1 homolog. The transcript is spliced from 23 exons. The record is from RefSeq and is a predicted model, not a curated record. Gene Ontology annotation, cellular component: cytoplasm. The coding region runs from base 174 to 3314 and encodes 1046 amino acids. NCBI's taxonomy places the organism in Eukaryota, Metazoa, Arthropoda, Arachnida, Ixodida, Argasidae. Gene Ontology annotation, biological process: chromatin remodeling.